AGCAAAGUACACGUAUAGCGCGCACACAGUUUGCGCGUUCACGUAAACGACCCUGACCAACUUCCAGCGGUGAAUCGGCGGUGAAGUUUGUAGAGGAAAAGCCCACACGUGGUCCGUAGUGUUUGAGGGACUUUGGAGCAUUGAGUGACACUGGUCGAAGCGGGCACUCAGUCAGCAUGGACGACCUGGAUGCGUUAUUGGCUGACCUGGAAUCGACCACGUCCCACAUUUCAAAGAGACCAAUGUUUUUGCCAGAUGAGACACCCCACUCCAUCCCCACUAGUGGGAAUUAUAACCAGGAUCAAUCAGUUCCACCUCCAGUCCCUCCGCCGCCCACAGCUGAAGCGCUGAAUGGUUCGCUGCAAGACCACUCCGAUCAUUCCUCUCAGCAGUCUUUAGGUUCAGUCCAGAAGAACGCAUGGUCGAGGGACAGUAGCAGCCCUCCGUCUCAUAUUGAAGAAGACCACGUCUACAGCUUUCCAAACAAACAAAAAUCAUCCGACUCAUCAACAGCAGCCAUGACCUCCGCCCUGGGCAGCAACUUGUCGGAACUUGACAGACUGCUUCUGGAGCUUAAUGCGGUUCAGCAGAGCUCCCCUUCAUUCCCCACUACAGAAGAGAGGGCCCCACCGCUACCAUCCACCAGCAUCACCCACUAUGAAAAUGGCAAUGCCCCUGACAUCAGAGUUAGCCCUCCACCUCAGGAGGAGCCCAAGAGGAAUGGAACAAGGCAGGAUGAGCUCCGGCCCACAGUGGAGAGUCUUUUGGAUGAGCUGGAGGGUUCAGUGCCUUCGACCAGCCCAUCCCCUCGCCACAGUGAUAUGGACAGCCCCUCUCAACAGCAGACACGGAUUUCAGCCUCAUGUGCCACACGAGAGUUAGAUGAACUGAUGGCCUCUUUGUCUGACUUCAAGCCCAGCUCCUCUUCCACCCCUCCUCAUCCUCCAGUCUCUACCUUCAUCACCCCAGUGGCUUCUCCUUUCCUCAGUCUGUCCCACUCAUCUGCCUGUGCCUCUCCUCUGUUCUCUUUGCCUGCUGGUCUCGAACUACAUAUAGAUGAGGAUGGAGUCGACCGUGGCUCCUCAGCGGCCUCUUUGAAUCGUCUCGCUUGUCACAGUCCUAUAUCGUCCCUUUCUGCAGCCAGUGAUCUCGACUCUGUCGCAGAUGUGUUUGCCGCUGUUCCCCCAUCGGCAAACAAUUCAUUGCUCGUCCUCACUACUUCCGUUAGAAACAACCAGCAGAGAAACAGUUCAAGUCCGUCCACUACUCCCUCAACGACUUCAGUAAACACAGUCUUAGACAAGACUUCAAAAUCACCUAGCCUAUCGGUGGAGCGUUUUUCACCCCCUGCAGCUGCUUUGAAACCAUCUUGUUCGUCUGAUGAGAGGAUCAGUGGCUCCUUUGCCACCCAUGAUCCUCAUAUGAAUCUCUCCGUCUCGCCCCUUCAGUCCCUCACCCCACCCUUAUCUGUGCCAAAGACGCCUUCACCUCUCCCUUGUAUGACUUCUGUGUCUCCGCCCCGAAUCAGUAACUCCUUCAAAACCUCCUCCCCGGUCUCUCCGGCCAACAUUCCCUCACCAAUAACUUUACCGAGCUCUUCAAUGGCUAGUGUACAUCAGAUGCAGCCAGAACCCCCAGCCAAGAAUACCAGCCCCCUCACUCUGCAUCAGCUCCCUGUCGAAGAACCCUCCCUGGAUGAAGCACUCGACAAACUGCUAGAGAUGAGUUUUUCUCAAAGUGACUCGGCGGCCGAGGUGGAGGAUCUGCAGCUCCGCAUGGAGGCGCCCGGUCUUUGCAGAGGAGCCCCCGAGAUGCAGGAGGAGCUCAUCCUGCCCAUGGACAGAACCAGUAUGCAGCCUGACAUGUUCACUUCCAGCGCCAACACCAUCACAGACGAAUCUGUGGACGGAGGUACCGACACCAACGGAGAUUUGGACUGGGCUGAUGAGGAACUGUCCAUGUCUUUCCACGACGGACUGGAUGGCACCAUGACGCCGUACACUGAAAGGCUGUACACAGAUGGCAGUGUGACUCCACUGACGGAAGCCAGCUGGAUGGACGAUUCCAUGACACCGUCCACAUGCCCCGGGUCUCCAGACAUUGCCCUGGACCUACCUUUGUUGCAGCCGCCCAAUAUGGACAGAGUUUCUGCCUCGGGACAUAUCAAAUCUGUGAUAAGGCGCACUAAGGAGACCCCCAAUGUGCACCCUAUGUAUCGAGACGGUGUCCUGCGCAGGAAAACGGGUCCCAUCAUCGUCAACAAGAAUUCUACCCAGGACCGCCUCAUAGAGGAGCUCCAGGGCAAGUUUGGUAUCAGCCGCUCUGAGCGUCGCCGUAAACAGCCAGAUGAUUGGCUGACGGACGGUGUCAUUGUCACGUCCAAGCCUCAACGCUUCCGUCCUGAUGGAGCGGUCGGCGAGGUGGACAAGUUUGUCAUUGUCCCCGGGUCACCUGUUGCUGUGAAACAGGUUCUCCCGCCUCAGUCACCUCCUGCUCCUCGUCAUCCUCCUAUCGUAGAAAAAACGAAGCGAAUGCCCCCCGUGCAGCAGACUCCUGCUCCUUUACCACCACCCCCUCCACCGCCCUGUCCCCCUCCUCACCCUCCUCACAGCCAAGAGCAAGUCAAAGUUCCACUUCAGCACAUCAUAACGGCUUCACCAGCACCACAGCCACCAGCACCCAUUCAGGACCCACCUGCCCCCACACUAGAGCCCCCUCUGUCUAUUCAUAAAAGCCCAACCCAGCUUACAUCACUGGAAAGUGUUCCGCCAGUUGCACCCAAGGUCCUGGUAUCUGUAGGCUGCCAAACUGACUAUGACCCUCUCUUCUCCUCGGUGCAGAUGGCUCAAGGGAAAGGGGGUGCUCCCGGCGGUCCACAGACGCAGGUGAACAAGCUGGACAACAUGCUCGGGAGCCUGCAGUCGGACCUCAACAAACUGGGUGUGCAAACUGUGGCGAAAGGAGUUUGCGGCGCCUGCUUCAAGCCAAUCGUUGGACAGUUGGUGACUGCCAUGGGCCGCACAUGGCAUCCUGAACACUUUGUGUGCACGCACUGUCAAGAGGAGAUCGGCUCCAGAAACUUUUUUGAGCGGGAAGGGCAGCCUUACUGCGAGAGAGACUACCAUAACCUGUUUUCUCCUCGAUGCCACUACUGCAACGGGCCCAUACUAAAUCAAGUUGUAACUGCGCUGGAUCGAACAUGGCACCCUGAACACUUCUUCUGUGCUCAGUGUGGAUGCUUCUUCGACCCAGACGGGUUUCACGAAAAGGAUGGCAAGGCUUACUGCAGGAAGGAUUACUUUGACAUGUUUGCACCAAAGUGUGGUGGCUGUGCUCGAGCCAUUGUGGAGAACUACAUCUCAGCACUCAAUUCGCUUUGGCACCCGGAGUGUUUUGUUUGCAGGGAGUGUUUCACGCCAUUUGUCAAUGGAAGUUUCUUUGAGCAUGAUGGCCAACCCUACUGCGAAGUCCACUACCACGAGCGCCGUGGGUCCCUGUGCUCCGGCUGCCAGAAGCCCAUCACGGGUCGCUGUAUCACAGCCAUGUCCAAGAAGUUCCACCCGGAACACUUCGUCUGUGCCUUCUGCCUCAAGCAACUCAACAAGGGCACCUUUAAAGAACAGAACGACAAACCCUACUGCCACGGCUGCUUUGUGAAGCUCUUUAGUUAAAGAGAGAGGCAUCUACAGUACUUGUGGUACUGCUGACAAGAGUGACCAGAGCAGCUAAGUUAUAAAUACAGUGUAAAUCUAAGGGUGUAUGUAACCUUUUGAAAGUGUGUUUUAAUUGCAUAACAUGCUUAGGCUAAACUACAUUCACCCUGCUUUGGAUUGAGUGUGUGUGUGUAAACUGUGGUAGAUUUACCCGACAUUUGUGAACAAUGGAAAUCAAGGGUGAAAUAACAGUUGUGUGUUUUGACUGAUGACUUCAGCUUUAUAGCUAUUUUGUUUUCUUUCUAUUAUAUUUUCUAGUUUAUUUACUUAUCAGGUUGACAGUAAAAGACAGAGGACUGAAAAAAAAUCAUAAAAAUGUGGAUUUUUAACAUUCUCGCUGGUUGAGUAUGUCCUUUUUAGGAUUAAAAAAAGUUACAAUCAUAGCAGGGAGCAGCUGACUUGCUAUUGUGUGAUUACACUUUAACUCAGUGGUCCCCAACCUUUUUUGUGUCACGGACUGGUUGAGACGAGUGCAUGCUGUUCGCGGACCGGCAUCCAUAUUUUUUUUUCCAUCGCAUUUUAUUUGCCAGUUUUAAAGCACUGUUACUAAUAACAAUGAUAAUUGUAGAGUAAUUCAACAUUUUAUUAACAUUCAUUCAUUUCAAACAGUGUUAUUCUACUGCACAACUAAUGUAGAAUGAAGCAAAAUAACAGUGAACUAUUAAAUGGACCAAAUAGGAAUAAUAAAUACGCCUUAUCAUGUAAACAAUCAUUUUUAAAGUCACGAUCCUUUGCUCCUUAAAAAAGAUGACACGAUUGUUUGCAGGUUCCAUCCGGUGGCUGCUGGCUAGUUAUUAGUGACUAAACCGCUAAUGUUUAGGUGGGCAGGUUGUUCAAACUCCACUUGAAGUUUUGAUACUUGCUCAAAUGAUUCAACAGGUUUCUUGUAUUGCCUUGUUUUGUUUGUUUGUUUGCUUUUGGAAGACAUAGCACGCAGAACAGCUUACUCCUCCACGUCGCCCUGGCGAUAUCGCCAGGGGAGGAACUUCUCUUGUCAAAGUGGCUUCGUUUUCUGAAGUCAUGGCUGCCCAUCAGCUACGCGUUUAGAUAUACGUUUGCUCAAUUUGUUCCUGUUACGUUCUGUUUACGGGCGGCCCGGUGGUCCAGUGGUUAGCGUGUCUACCUCACAGUGCAGUGUGGAGUUUGCAUGUUCUCCCCGGGCCUGCGUGGGUUUUCUCUGGGUACUCCGGUUUCCUCCCAAAUUCCAAAAACAUGCAGGGCAGGCUGAUUGAACACUCUAAAUUGUCCCCAUGUGUGAGUGUGAGUGCGGCUAUGUCCCCCGCCUACUACCCGAAGACGGCUGCAUAGGCUCCAGCACGCCCCUUGACCCUCCUGAGGAUAAAGCGGAUCAGAAAAUGGAUGGAUGGAUGGAUGUUCUUCUUUAAUUUAUUGGCAGAUUCUGUUGAUUUCGACUUUCAAACCAAUGUUAGAAGGGGCACUUCGAUUGGCUAGAGUGGCGCACAUUCACGCCAUGUCUGAUGGAGUAAAUUUGCUCACAGCUUGCAGGUCUGUCUCUGUGUGGCCCGGUACCAAGCUGCGAACCGGUGGUUGGGGACCGCUGCUUUAACUAAUUUUCAGCCAGUUGGUAAUGUUGAGAUGUUUUCAUGUUUUAUUGUGCCAUGUUUAAUAAAGCAAUGGCAUUAAUGUAAAUGAAGCAUCAACUGGAAGUUGGUCGAGUGAGAAAUUGAUUAUUUCGUCGUAUGUGAAGAUGCUUUGUCUUUUCACUCUGGAUUUAUUCAAUCAGCCACACGUUUUAGGUUUGAAUUGUUUAUCACAACAUGUUGGGAAAAAAUAAAUUUGAUGUACAGUACACAAGUCAGAUAUUCUUAAGAGUAACGAUGUGUUUCAAGAAUUGAUCAUCUGGAUAUUUUUUGUCAUUGAAUAAUUCCAGUUCAGUGUAAUUGUUCAACAGUUAAUGGUGCGAAGGGAAAGCACACACUUGCGAAAUCUUGUAUUUUGAAAAUUUUCAUUACCAAAUCAUUCCUUGUUUUCACUCAUGAAAAUGAACGUUCACGUACACCAUUCAUGCAGCUAAAGUGGACAUUUUCACACGCAUUGCAGGUUGUAGUGAUUCCUAGCAUCUCCAUGCUAUUACUGUAAAAGAAUGAAUCAAACAUGUAUUUUGUAAACCUUUAAUUUUACGAGAGGCACUGGGAUGCUUACCAAGAGUAUUUUUUGAUUAUUACUCCCUACACAACGAUGCUGACUAUUGGGACAGUGAUGCUGGACUACUGUUGUUACAAUGACAGAAUUGUUGGUCAAUAAAGGACGUUCUGUGGCAUUUGAUUAUCAAA
Molecule: messenger RNA, 6007 nt
Organism: Hippocampus zosterae (dwarf seahorse)
Lineage: Eukaryota; Metazoa; Chordata; Actinopteri; Syngnathiformes; Syngnathidae
Product: proline-rich protein 36-like
Exons: 14
Coding region: 177-3671 (1164 amino acids)
Biological process (GO): endothelial cell migration; substrate adhesion-dependent cell spreading; transforming growth factor beta receptor signaling pathway
Source: RefSeq, a predicted model, not a curated record